UUGACGGCUGUACGGACUGGUCGGUGGACUACCUGAAGUACCGUGUGUUGAAGGGGGAGCCGGUGAGGCUGAAGUGUGCCCUGUUCUACGGCUACAUCAGAGCCAACUACAGCCAGGCUCAGAGCGUCGGCCUCAGCCUCAUGUGGUACCGCAGCUCUGGCCUGGGCCACGGAGACUUUGAGGAGCCCAUCUCCUUCAACGGCGUGCACAUGAGCAAGGAGGAGGACGCCAUCUGGUUCAGACCGGCCGACCUGCAGGACGUGGGCCUCUACUCCUGUGUGCUACGGAAUUCAAGCUACUGUAUGAAGGUAUCCAUGUCUCUUUAUGUGGCUGAGAAUGACACAGACCUGUGCUACAACUCUGUGAUGAGACACAUGGAGAAGGCGGAACUCAGCAAGAGCAAAGACAUCACCUGUCCAGACAUAGAGGACUACACAGAACCUGGGAAAGACCCCUAUAUCACCUGGUUCAAGGAUUAA
Molecule: messenger RNA, 479 nt
Organism: Salvelinus sp. IW2-2015
Lineage: Eukaryota; Metazoa; Chordata; Actinopteri; Salmoniformes; Salmonidae
Source: RefSeq, a predicted model, not a curated record